AACUAUUCAUUCCUCAGUAGUUCAUUGAAGAAAUGCAUCAUACGACUCUUGACAAUGAAUUUAUAAAAACUAUCAACUACAAACAAAGUUAGCAGGCAGACAAUGAUAAAUAGCAAUGUUUUCAUUAUAACAAUCAGUUGUUUAAAAAACUGCAUCUAUUCUAUUCUUCAUUCAUUUGUUUUUUUGUUGACAUGUCAACAUUCUGUUAGACGACUAACUACGGCACUCGAGGACGGUCGCAUCCUAAUGCCACGAAAAAGUUAAAUUUAAUUUUAGUGAAGAUUUUUAUAUUUACCUAGUUCUAUUUUAUCACAGGAGAAGAAGAUGAGAAAUGCAUUUGUUGUUUUAGUUUCCUUGUGUAUUGGAGUUGUUUCCGGAUUUAUUGUGCCCUCGAGUCUUCCAGAGCUUGAAAGUAAAUGGAACGACUCCACAACGGAAUCAAUAAGCAACGUUCCGGGCGAUGUAAAUGCUACUACGUUCCCAUUGAAAUACGCUGUACUGCCCAAAAGUAGGAAUGACAUCGAUGAAAAGGAUCUCUACGAGCAUGCUACAGAGAAACAGAACAACCAGAAUGAGAGAGCAUUUAUAUACAUCAAUCAGAAGUUUAAGAAACCAGUUCGUAACAGAGUUAUUAAAAUAGCGCCAGUAGACAAAAUAGUAUAUGCUACAGCAUCACCGCCAACGUUGCCAAACAUGGUAACUCCUUGUCCACUCGGUAACCGGGUUACUUCCAAUUCAUACUUCCAAGGAUUCGAAAUGUCUGACAAACUUCCACAAGAUAUGGCGUCGUAUUUUGCAGAUCCGACCGUAUUUAGAUGCAAAGAUAACAACAAAAACCUUAAUUAUAAUAACAGAAUUACACCAGAUACUACUCCAUUACAAUUUCCACCUCAACCACUAAAUAGAUUGGAUGAACGCAGGGAAUACUUCGAACUUUUGAAACCACCCAUAGUACGACCAGUGAACCGAAUAAAUACUAAGACGAACUAUGAGAGUAUUCGUCAGAAUGAAUUCCCCUCACUGUCACCCUCAAGUAUUACACCCUAUAAAGAUAAUUAUUUCAAAAAGUAUAACUUGAAAAGUCCAUAUUACGUGGCAAAGCCGAAAAUGACGCCCAUGCGACAAGAGGAUUUACGUACUAAAAAUUAUGGGUUCGAUGGCUCGUACAUCAGACCUCCUUUCCAAGCUAAAGAUCUAAUUCAUAGAGCGGAAGAUGCUAAUUUCGAAGGGGACUUUAUCAAUGAGGACGAUUCUCAUAGAUUAUAUGACAAUAACCAAGAGGAGGAUAAAUUAUUAGACAAAUACCUAAAAGAUACUUUAGAAGAUCAAAAUUACGAUAAAGGGAAUAGUAAUAUGCCCGAUUGUAGUUACCGAGACUGUAUUCUACAAAAUUCAAGACCAUAUACAAACGCCGGCCGCCUAGUUAAACCUGAUUGUAAAUGUGGAAAACGAUUGAAUAUAAAGCAAAUUGAUCCAUUCUUAGUAAAAGACAGAGCUUUAAGAGAAGAAGGAAAACACAAUGAUACUGAUUUUAAAGGAUCCUCUGAAAUUAACUACUACGAGGAAAUGUUAUCUGAAGACUUAAAUGUAAUCAAACAAGAUGACGAUGUUGUCAGGCCGCCGAACAAGUUCAACGAAACUUCUGUGCACUAACUGAUAGUCCACAGAGGUAUUUUGCUAACUGAAGAGUUAGAUGUAGCCUCUAUGCAAUUUACUAUGGCGCUCCGCAAAGCAGGCUGUCAAGGCAGUUGUCCAACGCGCUGCAUAUACAAUAUAAAAUUCUAAAAGUACAGUCGAAGAAUACGCAGGUCUUGAAGCAACUAUUCCACAGGAAAGUGCUCGCAGUGUAGAUCACGAUAACGACUGCUCAAAGCUAUCGCGAUUGAGAUCUCUGCGCGCGCAUCCCUCUUCUUACCGGCGUUUGUUGCUCCGAGAAAUGAAAUGUAAACACUGUAGAACGCCAACAGAUGUCCAGAUAGCCAAUAGAGGCUUCAGAGAAAUACAGACUAGCCAGAAGGGACACCCGUCCCAAUUGACAAACUUUUUCACAUCUCAAGUGUCCGGUUGUGUAAUACAUUAUACUAUAAGUACUUGCAUUAUUUGGAAGUGCAUUGUGUAUUCUCUAAUCGACAAUAACAUUUAGAAUUAUAUCAUGCUUUGACUGAAAUAAUAAUUCCUAUGGAAAUUGAUUAGAAUCUUCGUAAUGUUAUGAUUCAUGUAUUGUAUUGUUUAUUCAAGUACUAGGAGAUAACAAUGACUUACAGAAAGCAAUAUUUUAAUUGUGCAUUCUGUGACUUCAAUGUUCUAUCUAGUUUCUUUAUUUCUUUCAGUUUCUUUUUAGUAUUUGUCCAGGGAGAUGAAUUUGCUCGGACCAUGGACAUUGUUCGAAAAUAUUUGAGUCUUCGAAUGGACGAUUUGGCAAAACUUUAAAGUAGUUCUGUGUGCUAAGUUUUAUAGAUAUUUGUAAACGGUGAAAUGGUGGAGAUCAAAUUUUGAAAACAACUUGUUUAGUACGUCAACAAGUGGAAAAUUAUGAGGGUGCUAAUGAUCGACGACAUUGGAUUACGUAUCUGAAUUUUUAAUUUUAGAAUUCGUUUUAUCGUGUCGGUACUUCUGAAUUUAUAAAUAUUAAAUAACUUAUUGUUUGUUCUUUGCUUCGAAAGAUUUUUAUGUUGCAGUUUUUAUCGCAGUGUUCUGUUUUGUAAUCCUUGAGUGGGUUGUCAUUAUUAUUAGUUAGGUUUUUUAGCUAGGCUUAAAUAAGGAAAUGAGUUUAAUACUAACUAUAGUUUGUAUUCUAAAAUAAGUAUUUUGA
This is a messenger RNA of Spodoptera litura, 2812 nucleotides long. RefSeq lists its product as uncharacterized. Lineage: Eukaryota; Metazoa; Arthropoda; Insecta; Lepidoptera; Noctuidae. The record is from RefSeq and is a predicted model, not a curated record.